Pyrenophora tritici-repentis Pt-1C-BFP is the source of this 1212-nucleotide messenger RNA. NCBI's taxonomy places the organism in Eukaryota, Fungi, Ascomycota, Dothideomycetes, Pleosporales, Pleosporaceae. The record is from RefSeq and is a predicted model, not a curated record.
AUGCCACGUAAAACGACCAAAAGCGUCAACGCCUCAGCGCCCCGUAGCACGUCCAAGCGCCCUGCACCGGAGACCCGUGCGAGGGAGUCCAAAAGAGCAAGGGCGACGGCAAGGAAAUCCUACGUCGAGCCAGAAACCGACACGGACGACAGUGGAGAUGGGGCGAAGAAAGGCGUGCAGCCCGACGAAACUGAAGACAAUGGCGAAGCCUCCGACUACGAGGAACAUGUUGACAAGGACGCAUCCUCGGAAUCUGAACGCGACGAAAAUGCCAGCGACGAAGAUAGCGAGACCGAACAAGUGAAACCCAAAGGCUCUGCUGUGAAGAAAAUACCCAUUUACAAAAAGCACGCGGAUGAGAAAGAGUUAUGGAAGCCUGGUGCCAAGCUUGAGCCAGGGACUCAGCUGGUUAUCAAAAAGCCGAAAGCUCGUGAUGCAGGCGACACGCCGUAUCUGGAUCAUACCAUCCAUCCGAACACGAUGUUGUUUCUCAAAGACCUGGCGGCCAACAAUGACCGACAAUGGCUGAAGCUACACGACCCUGACUUCCGGGCUUCGUUUCAAGAUUUCACUACAUUCACUGAAAAGGUAUCUGAAAAGAUCAUUGAGGCAGAUGAGACUAUUCCAGAGUUGCCAGUAAAGGAUGUGACCUAUUUCUCGGCCGCCUGGUCAAGGACCGGUCGCAAGGGACCAUAUGCACACUACUAUAUUCAGGUGCAACCAAACGGCGGAAGCUUUGUAGGUGGCGGGUUCUGGCAGCCAGAUGCAGCUACCCUUGCGAAACUCCGACGGGACAUUGAUCGUAAACCGCAUAAGAUCAAAACCAUGCUAAGGAAUGCUGGCAUCCGGAAGCACUUUCUCGGUGGCGUCGCGGAUGACGACAAAAAGGUGGUAAAGGCAUUUACGAACAUACCGAUGAACAAGUCAAACGCUUUGAAGCGGAACCCCAAAGGAUAUGACCAUGACCACAAAGACAUUGACCUCCUGCGGCUCCGCAAUUUCACCGUCGGGCGAAAGCUCGAGGAUGACAAAGUGGUGGGUACAGGCGGACUGAGUCGAAUUGCUGAGCUCGUACUCUGUUUGGAGCCGUUCAUCACAUAUCUCAACAGCGUGGUGAUGCCAGACGAGGACACGUCAGGCUCGUCGAGCGGCGAAGACGACGAAAGCGACGCGGAGCGUGACAAAGACAGCGGCGACGAUGCAGAGGCGUGA